AUGUCGCGCGCAUCGAAGCUCACUCUGGGGGGGACGUCUCUCUUCGCGGCAUGCACAAUCGCCUUUGUGCACUUCCAGCAGAAAUGGGAAAAAGAUGCUAUGCAUGAGGGUGUCGUGCGCGACAUGGAACAGCAACGGGUCAAGAGGGAGAGACAACUCGAUUUCGAUAUGCAAAAGGCCCUUGAGGAGGAGUACAAGCAGCAUCAGACUGUGCGGGAUUCUACGACAGAUGCGGAAGCCAAAGAGGCGCCGAGAUGA
Pochonia chlamydosporia 170 is the source of this 258-nucleotide messenger RNA. RefSeq lists its product as hypothetical. Gene Ontology annotation, biological process: mitochondrial respiratory chain complex IV assembly. Gene Ontology annotation, cellular component: mitochondrion. The transcript has 2 exons. Lineage: Eukaryota; Fungi; Ascomycota; Sordariomycetes; Hypocreales; Clavicipitaceae. Bases 1 to 258 code for a protein of 85 amino acids. The record is from RefSeq and is a predicted model, not a curated record.